CUGAGACCUCGUCUAAUGUUAUGUCGGAGCUUUUGAUACUGUCAGAGAGGGAAGAGGACAUCAAGCAGGAGAAGAUGACCUUGGACCUCCGAUUGAGUCGGCUGCAUAAACUUUUAGAGCAAGCUGUGCUACAGAUAAAUCAGUGCACAGAGAGACGAAAGCAGCUGCAUGAAGAGGAACAGGAAUUGUCACGCCAGAGAUUGUCGUUAUUACGAGAAGCGGCAACACACAAGAAGUCUAGUGCAGAAGAUCUUACCACUGCUGAAUCGGCUGGUAAGUGUGAUUCUGAAGGCCGUCCUCAGAUUUCAAGCACAAGUCAGUCUGUGAUGCAGAAUUCAGACAACCGAUCUCCGGGGCCUUGCAUAUCAUCUGCUCAGACAUCUGUGGCAGGCUCGUCCACAAAUGAAAAUCCACAGGGUGCUUCUUUAUCCAGGGAUGACUGGCUAGCAAAAUUCUCUUCAUACCUUCCCUGUGAUAGAGGUCGAGAAGACAACUCAGCUACAAUAAAAAGCAUCUCUCUAGCUUCCGGCUCCACAAUGAAAGAGAUGUUUCACUGCUCUAGUAUUCCCGUAGCUUCACUUAGCUCAUUGUUACCACCAGAUGCUGUAGCUAAAGAAGGGGGUCCCAAACAGUUCCCAACUGGCGGGACAGAUCAGAGCUCAUCAGAAGGAGCAGCACCACUCAUACUAUUUCCUAAGAAUGUUACUAUGGCUCCUAUUAUGUACUUACGGAGCAUCAGAAGGGCAGAUGCUGCUGUAAGUGAAAAUACACCAGCAGGUUGCCUUAGUGAGUGA
Messenger RNA from Candidula unifasciata, 794 nucleotides. The record is from the annotation of a GenBank genome assembly. NCBI's taxonomy places the organism in Eukaryota, Metazoa, Mollusca, Gastropoda, Stylommatophora, Geomitridae.